Molecule: messenger RNA, 1800 nt
Organism: Limanda limanda (common dab)
Lineage: Eukaryota; Metazoa; Chordata; Actinopteri; Pleuronectiformes; Pleuronectidae
Product: E3 ubiquitin-protein ligase TRIM39-like
Exons: 10
Coding region: 1-1800 (599 amino acids)
Molecular function (GO): zinc ion binding; protein binding
Source: RefSeq, a predicted model, not a curated record
AUGGAGCUGCCUGCAGCCUUCCUGUCUGAAGACCAGUUCACCUGCUCCAUCUGUCUGGAGGUGUUCACCAACCCAGUAUCAACACCAUGUGGUCACAGCUUCUGCCAGGCCUGCAUCUCCUCUUACUGGGCAGGAGUGGCAGGAGUGCGAGGAGCUGCAAAGAUCUACCAGUGUCCACUCUGUAAGGAGUCCUUCCGCAAGCGCCCGGAGCUUCAGAUCAACCGAACACUGAAGGAAAUCACUGAACGAUUCAAGGAGAUUGCCAGUUCUGGAAUGGAUGAAAGAGGCAGAGAAGGAAUGGAGGACACCAACUCUCAUCCUAACCAUCAUCAUCUCCCGGCCACAAGGUCAGGAGAGAUGCCAGAGGGCAUCAUUGCUGAGAUGAUGAACCGUUUCCAACAGCUGCCGACCCAUCCCAGUGACCCACAAGACCAGAGCCCCAACAGAGUCAACUCUCACAUGGCCAUCAGGGCUGUGAGCACAGAGCAUCUUGACUCACCUCCACCCUAUUCAUCUCUCCGCAGGUACACUCUGAGUGGUCCAAUUGAUUCCUCGCCCAGUCUGCCUCUGUGUCCCCUCCACCUGAGAGCUCUCGAGUUCUUCUGUCGCACUGACAACUUGUGUGUGUGCAACAUGUGUGCGGAGGAUGCAGAACACAGAGGACACACCAUCCGCCCCGCCAAGAGGGAGUGGCACAUCAAGAAGGCGCAGUUAGGAAUCGAAGAGGGGGAGCUGAAGGAUCUGAUCUGCGAGAGAGAAAAGAAAGUGGAGGAAAUACAGAGCUCCUUGCAAGAGAUACAUGCUGCUGCUGAGAGAGAGACCGAUGGGGCUGUGUGUGUGUUCUCCAAAGUGAUCUCCUCUGUGGAGCGCUGCCAAGCUGAAGUCCUGGAGGUGAUAGAGAUGAGUCAUCGAGCGGCCGAGCACAGAGCUCAGAGUCUGCUGAGAGAGCUGGAGGAGGAGAUCGCUGAGCUGAAGAGGAGGAGCACAGCACUGAGCCAGCUAGCUGUAUCUGAAGACUAUGUGGACUUUCUCAGGACAUUCACUGGCCCGUCCACCCCUCCUCCAACUAAGGACUGGUCCAGUGUCUCUAUGUCGUCUGAGCUGACCUCAGGUCUGAUUCUACGGAACCUCAGUCAAACGAUGGAGCACUUUCAGGAAGAGAUGCGCAAACUGCCAGAAGUCUGCCAGCGAUCGUCGUUGGACCAAUCUGUACCCAGACCGAAUCCAAAGAUAAGGAGGGUUCAGGAAUAUGCUGCUGACAUCACUUUAGACCAAAACACAGCCCAUCCACGUCUCAUCAUCUCAGUAGAUGGAAAGCAGGUGCACUGUGGUGACCGCCAUCAGCCGGUUCCAGACUAUUCUGAACGCUUCGACCGGGUGGUGUGUUUGCUGGCCCGCCAGGGCUUCAGCUCAGGACGACAUUACUGGGAGGUGGAGGUUGGAGGAAAGACAGACUGGGACCUGGGAGUGGCAAGCCGGUCUGUCAACCGGAAGGGCAAAAUCACCGUAAGCCCCGCCCAUGGUUAUUGGUUCCUCAGCCUGCGGGAUCGGGCCGACUAUGCCUUUCGAACGGAACCGUCAACCAACCUCACAGUCAACCUCAGACCUUCACGGAUUGGAAUCUAUGUGGACUGUGACAAGGGACUGGUGUCCUUCUACAAUGUGGAUGCCAGAGUGCUCAUCUAUACCUUCACAGAUAGUUUUCCUGACACCAUCCAUCCAUUCUUCAGCCCCUGUACUAACAAGUCAGGAAGAAAUGAGGGUCCACUAAUCAUUCGCCCUGUUGCAAUGACAGAAUGA